AUGAACUCAGCGGCGGACUCCCUCCUCGCUCUCUCUAAUACCGCCGUAGCCUACGCCGCCAAGGACGGACCCCUCUCCGACGACGACCGUUCCAGCAGCCUUAGCGAGCUGGACGAUGAUCUUGAAGAUGGCGAGGAAGAAGAUAUCGAAGCUGCCGUCCCAGCCGAUGUGGAUUCUGAAGCUGAGACCGAGCGCCUCCAGGCCACUCCGGAAAAUCUAGCUAGGAGAAACCCCCCUGAGAUCAGCCCAAGCAAACUAUCCCAGAGACAAGAUAUCGACAUGCGACCGGAGAUAGAGAGUUUCACCGAAAGCCCAGUUUCGUCCCCAAUUUCCUCCCACCACGACUCGGACCAUGAAGAAGGCAUAAGCGACGGACAAGACGCAGAUGAAGAAGCCCACGAAGCCGGCGUAGUGGAUCCAGCAGCUUCGCCCAAUAAGCGCAAGAGAGAAGAAAGCGAAUCUGAUAUUGAAGAGGCACCUAGGUCACAGAGAAGGCGGACGGGAUCUGUUGAGACCGAGGAUGAGAAGUCUGAACCAGAUACCGACGGCGAGGAAAAUGAGAGUCCCCAUUUACGGGAAAAUACCAUUGAACCCGAAGUAGAGGUGCCCGAACACGACGAAGAGGAAGUAGUAGAGCCGGAAGAGGAGCAGAAAGAGGUCGAAAAAGUCGACAGUAGUGAAGACUUCAAAGACAAAACCAAAAGCAGACCUCGCAGAAAAGCAAAAGACCCGGUCAUCCACGAAUUACAACAUGGAGACGAGGAGGACGUUGGACCUGCGGAAGAUUCAGAGGUUGUCGAUGACAACGAUCUCGAGGCCGCGAUCAAGAGUGAAGAAGAACAAGCGAAGCGACUGGCAGCCAUGGAAGCCCUGACAGCGCUCGAGAGGCAUUUUGCGACAUUGAGAGACCGUCUCUAUGAUGAGAGGAUUGCAGCCAUAAACCACGAGCUGCAGUUGCUGUCAGAGCCCAAGCCAGCUCACCCAGAAUUGAUACGCCAGGUGGAAGUGGUGCAGAAAUACCGUGAUGAGAAAUAUGAGAUCGAGCAAAAGCUACUGGUCUAUAAGGUCGGAGCCCUCAAGAACAAGGCCGUUGCUGAACGGAGUCAAAUUCACAGUCAAUACUUCCAGACCGUCAGAGAUAUUCGAGAGAGACAUCUUGAACGCCUCAGUGAGCACUUCUAUCGGAUCCAACGAGACAGAUUCAAGGCCGACUCUUCAAUACCUAGCUUCAGCAUACCAUUCCCGGAACGAAGGUCGCAGCAGAUCUUACAACAAACAGCCUACAACAAAGAGGUUUCGAUUCUGGCCGGUGUCGCCAAAUAUGUGGGGUUUCCUGCUGCACCAGAAUUGGCUGCGUCAAAGCAGAAGGACAUCGAGGAUGACAUCCAGAAGAUGGGAGUACGUAUAUGUGGCACCAUUUCACAGCUCCAGGAGACUCACGUUUUGCAGAUUUCGCAGAGUCAGAUUCGACCUGGCAGACCCACUCAUCGCCCAGCAGCUCAACCGCAGAUAUCAGGACCCCAAGCAGAAGAACAAUUUCUUGAACAGACACCAUGGGCUAACCCCCAACAUCCCAUCCAUCGGCUAAGCCGACAAAAUUCCAAUCGCUCUCCAAUGAGCGAAUUCCUAACACCAGCAAAUCAACAACGCAACAUGACCGACGGGCUUCAGCCUCCAGGAGGAUCAGCAUCUACCAUCGUUGACCCUUCUGUCUCCGCACAGGCAUCUUCCGCGAUCCACACACCUCAUGACGGACAGAGUAGCGCGACAAAGGCCGAGGCGCAAACGGGCGGCGGGUCAUCCGGUUUACAGAAUUAUCGCAUGCACUCGGCAAGCCCCCUAGACAUGCGGCGGCAACCCGCUCAACAUGACAACUCCGAAUUGCAACGUCAGCAGGGGAGGGAAAAGGAUGUAAUCGGUAGUGGACGCGAUAUGGCUUCUUCGCCUUUAACGUCCCGGGCAUAUCUCAAUGCCUCGGGGCCACGGGCUCCUGCUAUCACGGCGGGCACCGGGAGAUUUAGCGUUCGCUGA
Molecule: messenger RNA, 2031 nt
Organism: Cladophialophora psammophila CBS 110553
Lineage: Eukaryota; Fungi; Ascomycota; Eurotiomycetes; Chaetothyriales; Herpotrichiellaceae
Exons: 1
Coding region: 1-2031 (676 amino acids)
Biological process (GO): negative regulation of transcription by RNA polymerase II
Cellular component (GO): Sin3-type complex
Molecular function (GO): histone deacetylase binding
Source: RefSeq, a predicted model, not a curated record